Molecule: messenger RNA, 721 nt
Organism: Olea europaea var. sylvestris
Lineage: Eukaryota; Viridiplantae; Streptophyta; Magnoliopsida; Lamiales; Oleaceae
Exons: 1
Coding region: 109-528 (139 amino acids)
Biological process (GO): regulation of DNA-templated transcription
Source: RefSeq, a predicted model, not a curated record
UAAGACUCCAAUUUCUUUAAUUUAACACCACGCUAACACCACACCGCUCUUCCAUUCAUCGUCAGCUACUAAUUAGCAGCCGCCGCCAACACCACCAUCUCCUCCUCCAUGGAAAGUUCCAACAGUAGUAAUUUUGCAGCAGAACCAGAAACCAUGGCCACAAUGUCAAGAAAAGAACUGAUGAAUCCCGAAAUGGGUCAAGAAUCUAACAAAGUCACCAUUCGCGUCGUGCGGCACCCGGAGAGCCACAGAAGAAGCAUAAAAACCAGAACCCAUGUGAAAACCAUCUGCGGCGGAGGCGACGGAAGUAGUGGUGGCGGAGAAGACUCCGAUGAGAAAGCUGAGGUUGAUGAAAAGAUAGUGGCAUUGCAGAAAAUAGUACCGGGAGGCGAGUCUCUUUGUGCAGACAAACUGUUUGAAGAAACUGCUGAAUACAUAUUGACAUUGCAAUGCCAAAUUAAAGUCUUGAGUUUUCUUGCUUCUUUUGUUGAAGGUCCUGAGAUAGAGAAGAGAAAGCUUGGUGGUUAGCAAUGGUAAACGUCCAUGUCAAAUACGACUUUCAAAUAAAGUUUCGAAUUAGUGGAUCUUGUCAAACAAAGUGACCAUGCCAUAGGAAAAGAGGAGGACACUCAUCAAAUGGUUCUUGAUGUUUUCAAGUUCCUAUUUUUCUAUUUUUUGUUUUUGUAUUUUUAAUAAGGACCAUUUUUCUUUUUAUUUUCUU